Messenger RNA from Neltuma alba, 1071 nucleotides. RefSeq names its product oligopeptide transporter 1-like. Bases 1 to 1071 code for a protein of 356 amino acids. The record is from RefSeq and is a predicted model, not a curated record. The transcript has 3 exons. NCBI's taxonomy places the organism in Eukaryota, Viridiplantae, Streptophyta, Magnoliopsida, Fabales, Fabaceae. Gene Ontology annotation, biological process: transmembrane transport. Gene Ontology annotation, molecular function: oligopeptide transmembrane transporter activity.
AUGGAAGGCUCAUCAGUGGAACAUGAUGAUGCCGAAGAGGUCAACGACGAUAGUCCGAUCGAACAAGUGAGGCUGACAGUUCCGAUCUCCGACGAUCCAAGCGAACCGGCGUUGACGUUCCGAACAUGGGUCCUAGAUUUAGGGUCCUGUAUCAUCCUUUCCUUCGUGAACCAGUUCUUCAGUUACAGGACAAACCAGCUCUCGAUUUCCUCUGUGUCGGCUCAGAUUGCAAGCCUACCACUUGGGAAACUCAUGGCCGCAAUACUUCCGACCAAAGAAAUUAGGUUUCCACUUACGAGGUGGUCGUUUUCGUUGAAUCGAGGGCCUUCUGCUCUGAAAGAACACGUGCUUAUCACCGUCUUCGCAACGUCUGGUUCUACCGGGGUUUAUGCCAUGAACUUAAUUAACACUGGUAAGGUUUUCUAUCGGAGGAGCAUCCAUCCUUUGGCAGCUUAUUUGCUUGUAAUAACAACUCAGAUGAUUGGAUAUGGAUGGGCUGGAGUGUUUAGAAAACUUCUUGUUGACUCCCCUUACAUGUGGUGGCCUACAAAUCUUGUGACUGUUUCUCUAUUCAGGUACGUGUUCUACAAUGCAUCAAUUAUCUGGGGAGUGAUUGGCCCAAAGAAUAUGUUCGCAAAAGAAUGUAUUUACUCACGCAUGAACUGGUUCUUCCUCAUUGGUUUGCUAGCCCCAGUCCCAGUUUGGCUUCUCUCACGCAAAUUCCCAAACCAGAAAUGGAUUUCACUCAUAAAAAUGCCUAUCAUCUUCAAAGGACCUGGGAAUUUACUUCCCGCAAGAUCUGUCAACUUUAUCAUGUGGGGAAUCGUUGGACUUUUCUUCAACUUCUAUGUUUAUAAAAGGUACAAGGCUUGGUGGGCCAAACAUACCUGUGUUCUUUCAGCUGCACUUGAUGCUGGGGUUGUUUUUUGUGCUGUUCUUAUGUUUUUCACUCUUCAAACUUAUGAUAUCGUGGGACCCAGUUGGGUAGGACUUGAAGCUAAUGACCAUUGUUACUUCGCCAAGUGCCCUACCGCACGAGGUGUGAGAGCCUCCGGAUGCCCCAUGUCUUGA